CUUCUGCACCUGGCCACUUUGCUGUUCUUCGCCAAGGACUAGGACCACCCAAUAUGCAGUGCUUCCGCUGCUUGAGAGCUGUAGCUCCAAGGCCGGUGCUUUCGGUGCCGCGGGCCCCCAUCUCCGCGCUCCAACAGCUCCGUUCAAUCUCAAUCCUCUCUGCGAAGCGCCCGCAGCUGUUGCCUGCCCACGCCUCCGUCCCGCAGCCCCUGUCAAUUGCGCCCGCGACCGCCGAUGCGGAAACAGCCGAUAUCCUUCCCAAGGUCUCCUCCCACCCGGCGCUCGCCGGUAUUCAAGUUAGAAAUGGUCCCAGAGAUACCUACGACCCCAGCAAUCUCGUCCGGAAGCGGCGCCAUGGCUUUCUCAGUCGGAUACGGACUAAGAAGGGCAAGAAACUGCUGAAGAGAAGGAAGGCAAAGGGACGGACGACUCUGAGCCAUUAAACGGAGGAAGCCUAAAAGUCCGCGUACGAUAUGCCGUGUUCGGUUGACGGAAACAAAACCAUCUUAUGCGGGCGUCAAGGAACUUACACGGCAAUGAAACCAUGGGCAGGAGAUGUCUUGCCGCUUGAGUAAAGACCGGAGGCACUAUAGGUACAUAGAGUGGUUGGGCAUUGUUGUAUGACAUGGAAGUUUUUGCUUAUGCUAGUCACCGGGCUCGGAUACCACGCUGGGAAGCUAUGUUUCUAACCCAAUCGAAUAGCAUUUACUCGACAAGUGGUUUCUGAGCAGAUGUUUAUUGGAGACACAGAGUGUUUGUGUGGGUUGUCUUGAUUUUCCUGGCGAACAACGAGGAAUGUAAAUUGCAUGCAGAUUGAGUACUCGUAGCGGGGG
Molecule: messenger RNA, 833 nt
Organism: Aplosporella prunicola CBS 121167
Lineage: Eukaryota; Fungi; Ascomycota; Dothideomycetes; Botryosphaeriales; Aplosporellaceae
Exons: 2
Coding region: 54-443 (129 amino acids)
Biological process (GO): translation
Cellular component (GO): mitochondrial large ribosomal subunit; ribosome
Molecular function (GO): structural constituent of ribosome
Source: RefSeq, a predicted model, not a curated record